This is a messenger RNA of Penicillium alfredii, 2118 nucleotides long. Its product is annotated as forkhead box transcription factor. The record is from RefSeq and is a predicted model, not a curated record. Bases 1 to 2118 code for a protein of 705 amino acids. NCBI's taxonomy places the organism in Eukaryota, Fungi, Ascomycota, Eurotiomycetes, Eurotiales, Aspergillaceae. Gene Ontology annotation, molecular function: RNA polymerase II cis-regulatory region sequence-specific DNA binding; DNA-binding transcription factor activity, RNA polymerase II-specific. The transcript has a single exon. Gene Ontology annotation, biological process: regulation of transcription by RNA polymerase II.
AUGGGAUCGACGCGUCCGGCGCCCGGCGCGCACAAUUCCCCGGCGCUGCUGACCCCAUCUGCAAAAGCGAUCAAAUCGCAGCCCCAUCUGCAACCUUCACCGCUACCACUUCAACCCAUUGAGAAUCCGUCCUUGAACCCGGCUUCCGCUGGCCCGCACAGGCCAUCGCCAACAAAAGCACUGCUGUCUCAAGGCGGCUCCCACCCGGGCCAAGGAAAACUCGGUUUCGUGCCCAUCACCGCCCCGGCUCCUCCCACGUUCACCACCGACUCUCCCACCAAGAAACCGCCAUUCUCGAUCUACUCCCCGUCCUCGAUGCCCCAGUCGGCUCUAUUUACCACCUUCCCCAGUGUGGAUCUUGAAUCUUCCAAAGAAAACCACCAUCCGGACGAGCCGUCGAAUGACAACUUCGCGGACUUCCCCGAACCCUCGUAUGAAUCCAAGCUGCCUAUGAAAAGAACCCUCAUGGACGCUGCUCCGUUAAAAGAGCGCUCGGUGAAGAAGCAGAAGCGCGAGGAUGAGCCCUAUGUCCCCCUUCCCGAGCCGCAUGACAUGCCGCCAAUCGAAGAUGAUGGCACCAAGCCCCCGUAUAGCUACGCGACCUUGAUCGGGAUGUCCAUUCUUCGCGCCCCCAAUCGACGCUUGACGUUGGCUCAGAUCUAUAAAUGGAUCUCAGACACCUUCUCCUACUACAAGAACAGCGACGCCGGCUGGCAAAACAGUAUCCGACACAAUCUUAGUCUCAACAAAGCAUUUAUCAAGCAAGAACGCCCCAAGGAUGACCCAGGCAAGGGGAAUUAUUGGGCGAUCGAGCCUGGGAUGGAGGUUCAGUUCCUCAAGGACAAACAAGUACGGCGGCCAACCAUGGCCAGUCUACCCCUCCCCGCCGUCCCUCAAAGAGAUCUCGUCCCCCAGCCGCAGAGUGCCAACACCACGACAUGGAUGGUGCCGCCCCCGUCGGUGCAGCAGCCGGCUCCCAAGCUGCCGCGCAACGUGGAUCUGUCAUCCGACGCCACAUUGCCCGCGUCUGAUCCAGCCUUGCAGGAGGACAUGGGCGACGAGGGAUUCCAUGGGGGAGCACCGCAUGCGGGACCACCACGGUCUUCGCCGCCACAAGCCAUUCAGUCAUCGCCUCCGAUUGCGCCCCGCUGUGUCCGUCAGGGAACUCCUCCCACGCCGACCCAGUCAGGCCCCAUCGCUGCCCCACGUCCCCGAAAGCGCAAAUCGAUCACCAUGAAUGAUAGCGGCUAUUUCUCUUCUCUGGAGUCAUCCGCUUUAAGGCCCAACAAAGCAGGCCAUAUCCUCACAUCCGAUCUUGAUAUCGAUCCACCGCGCAUCAAAAGAGGUCGUGCCGAGGAGGAAAUUGCGCGCAUCCGAAGUUCAUCGCAUGACCUGAGUCCCGGUCAGCCGGCAACUCGCAAAGAUGCCAGCAUGUUGGUCGGUUCUUCUCCGCUUCGGGGCGAGUACGUGAGCAUGCUGCCACCACCGCUCACUCCCGUGAUCAAGUUCAAGAAACCCGCCAAACCGCCACCAUCGGUUUCUCCAAACACCAAUCUCCGGAACCAUCGUCGAAAGAUACAGCAAAUGGUCAACUCCCCCAUCAAGCAUCUGGGCCUCACUGACGAGGACCUGCCGUGGAGUCCGGCCUUCAACCUGCAAGACGAGACCUACACACCACAGGAUCACUUCCACACUACCUUUGAUGUUUUUGCGGAUCCUGGCACUGAGAAUAGCUCUGUGGCGUAUGGGUCCCCGGAGAAGCGCUCGGCAAAGCGCCCGCGCACCGACAAUGGUAACACAGCCCUCACCGACAUCACCUCUGUGAGCGCGAAUAGUCGGCUGGGUGCGCCGUCAUUGCCCCGAUCCAAGACAUCGAUCUUCCCCGAAUCCCCAUCAAAGCUGCCGGACACGAGCCGCCUUGGGGACACAAGUCAGGAUGACUUUUUCUCGUUCCAUCUCUUUGACGAAGCCAGCGACAGCCCUGGUGAAGUGGACGGAGUUGAUCUGUUGCAAGGAUUCCAGAAGAUUGGAGGCUCCAACAAAGACGACACCCUCAAGCCUCGGGCGCUUCAUGCGCGGCCUCCAAUGAGCCACCGCAGCAACACCACUUUGUUUUAA